GGGGUUGAAGGCUGGCAGGAGGCGGGGACUCUUGGGGUGCCGAGGACUAUAAAGGGGCACAGCCAUGCGCAGGGAGACCAGUCCAGCAGGAGGCAGGUGUCUGCGUGGUCCAGCACCCACUUGCUCAGGAUACAGGAUGGCCGCUGCGUACUGCUGCCUCUCCCUGUUUUUCCUAUCCACCUGGGUGGCUCUGCUGCUGCAGCCCCUGCAGGGUGCCUGGGGGGCCCCACUGGAGCCAAUGUACCCAGGGGACUAUGCUUCACCAGAGCAGAUGGCCCAGUACGCUACUCAGCUCCGCAGAUAUAUCAACACACAAACCAGGCCGAGGUACGGGAAGAGAGAUGAGGCGAACACAGCUGGACUUCCCAGAAUGCAGCUCCCCCCAUGCACCACCCUGGCUGGUUUGAUUCCCUGCUCGGCUCCCUGGAGCUCAGGACAGGGAGCUCAGCCCGGUGGACCUGGAGUGCCCCGCCUGCUAGACCAGCAUUCCCACCGGUGUGGUGUGGUGAACCUUGGCAGGGAGCAGGUCUGGCUGGAGCCCCUGUUUUGA
Molecule: messenger RNA, 550 nt
Organism: Peromyscus leucopus (white-footed mouse)
Lineage: Eukaryota; Metazoa; Chordata; Mammalia; Rodentia; Cricetidae
Gene: Ppy
Product: pancreatic polypeptide
Biological process (GO): neuropeptide signaling pathway; feeding behavior
Cellular component (GO): extracellular region
Molecular function (GO): neuropeptide Y receptor binding; neuropeptide hormone activity
Source: RefSeq, a predicted model, not a curated record